CUCCUCUGUUAGUGAGAAGGAAAAGGUGGGAGGAUGUUACUCCCAUCCGCCUGAGCUUGACCCAAACUUAAUAGGCAGCUCGGAGACGUCUGACCGCACAGGUGUUCGCGCCGCCAGUGAAACAUGUUCUUGUUGGUCCUGCUCUGGAGCAGCUUUGGUCCUCCAGUAACAGCUUCCGCAGCACAUCGGGAUGCCCCCUGCUUUGUGGACGACUUGGUGGCAGCUCUCCGUGACGCCACGGGGAAAGACGGUGAACUUCUGGCCAGCAGCCCGGCUUCGUUUGGGAUCUGCAGCGAAUCCGACAGUUCGUCCCGAUCAGUCCUGUCAGAACUCAGCGUAGGAAUACAAAGGAACAACCGAAGAGGCCUGGAGGUUUUGGAUCCGGCUGCAGUGCUUGUGUCAGAUGAAGAUGAUCAGGAAAGCAUCGUGGUAACCUUUGACCUCCCGCAAUCCCAAUUGUUGGAGCUGAAACCGGUUCUGGUCUUAGCAUUUAAAAGCCCCGCUCCAGAUGGAGAGCUGGGCGUGACUUUCUCUAGUCAGUCUCUGCAGCCAAACACACAGUCUGCUUGCAUUUCAGGGAGGACGCUGUACAUCCUGCUAACAGGAAAAUCAUCUGAGGAAAAUGUGGAACAGAAGUGGAAUAUUUCUGUUCAGGCAAAAUCCCCCGGCACGAGACAAAACUUGACAGACGUGCUCAUUGGUGGAAAAUCAGGAAGCGACGUUCGCCUGACUCCGCUUCUGCUUUUCUCUGCAGAAACAGGAACCGAUACGAGACAUGCAAACAGGUCGGGCUCGUCAGCGGCCUCCUCCCAGACGACUUCCCUCUCCUUCCUGUGUGAGCUGAGACGCUUCCUUGAUGCCGGCCUGCCGCAGCAACACGCCGAGCCCCCUCUGCUGCGGCUCGACUCCCUGCAGUCCCUUCCUCCCCUGGCUCUUGGCCUUUCCACCAGUGAGGCCCUGCUGGCGGAGCUCAUUAACUCCUCUGCCCCGACUAUCUUUUCCUUCAGCAGCUGGAGCUCCAGCUUCCCGAUCCGUCCUGGCCAGCUGGCCCUCUCCCCUGCUCUGCUGGGGGAACUGGGACAGAGGCUGGAAACGAAUGAGGGGCAGAUGAGGGAGUUGAUAAGGCAGGGAAUGGUGCCUCACACAGCAUCGGAGAAGCUGGAGAGGCUGAAGCAGCUCAGUGCUUUUCAGAAGCAAGAUUCAUCAGCAGAAGGAGAGAGCCAGUACUGCGCUUUCCUCCUCCUGAAGGCCCUGCAGACGGUGACCCGUGCGUACAACAUACAGAGAAAGCUGAGGGCCACCAGAGCAGGCCCUUCAACCAGGGGCCCCAUCUGUGGGCUUGGGAGCCUCACUGUGUCCCUGGAAAAGCUCGUCUUGGGUCCCCAGAGUGCCGACCUCAACAACUGCCGCGGCUCGUGCGCGAUUCCGCAAAACAACGGCAACAACCACGCCGUCCUGCUCACCUACCACAUCGAGAGGGGGGACGUGAACGAGCGGGGGCCCUGCUGCGUGCCGCUGGCCUACGACCCCCUGGAGGUGAUAGACUGGAACGACGAGGGCAGCUUCCUCACAAGCAAGCCCAAUAUGGUGGCCAAGGAGUGCGGAUGUCGCUAAAAGUGUUUCGAAAUACCUGAACUAUGUUCUUCAGAGGGAAAUAAGAGUCGUGUUUUUUUAAUAUUAUUUUUUGCUGCAUGCAGUAUUUAAAUAGUGCCGUAAAUUCAUAUUAUUUACAUAGAUUUCUUUAGCUGUUACUUUCAAGUAAAUAUUGUACCAUGC
This is a messenger RNA of Poeciliopsis prolifica (blackstripe livebearer), 1776 nucleotides long. RefSeq names its product anti-Mullerian hormone (gene amh). The transcript has 7 exons. Bases 124 to 1614 code for a protein of 496 amino acids. The record is from RefSeq and is a predicted model, not a curated record. Gene Ontology annotation, molecular function: growth factor activity. Gene Ontology annotation, biological process: gonad development. Lineage: Eukaryota; Metazoa; Chordata; Actinopteri; Cyprinodontiformes; Poeciliidae.